This is a messenger RNA of Sus scrofa (pig), 6039 nucleotides long. It is a transcript of the gene LRRTM2, whose product is annotated as leucine rich repeat transmembrane neuronal 2. The record is from RefSeq and is a predicted model, not a curated record. NCBI's taxonomy places the organism in Eukaryota, Metazoa, Chordata, Mammalia, Artiodactyla, Suidae. Gene Ontology annotation, molecular function: protein binding.
AGCUGGUUUACCAACACAUCUGAAGCAAAUCACAGUCAUACUUCUAUUCUAACCAAGCAUGGCAACAAGGUGAUUGAACAGCUUUCCAAAACUACCAGAGCAGCAGGCACUUGCACAGGCUGCUGUGAGAUCAGCACUUCAUAAAUCGUGCAGGCUCCCGGCCAUUUAGAUGAUCUCUCUAUGCAGAAUCGGCAGUCUAACACUGGCUCUCCCAAGCAUUAAAAAAUCAUCACUCUGCUAACCCAACUCACUGUUCAGACGGGUCUUCUUGAAUGCAGCCUUUAUUACAACCUCACUGCUGCCUCCUACACUGAAGGAAUACCAUGUUUUUAAGUCAGGAGUUCUUCUUUCUCGCUUUAUUAUAAUCAGGGGGUCUUGCAGCGACCCCGACGCUGUUACAAAGCACAGUGCUUUAUAACAGUAAAGCUUCUGGAAAACCCAAACAAAAGACACGUCACCCGGUGACGUCAGCCUAUAUACAGUUCUGUGUGGUCGCAGCACAUAAGCAAAUCCAUUCUUGUGCCGUUUCUCGGAAAAGCUUUUCAGUAAAUGCACUCAUGCUGCUCCAGGAGCUCUUCUCUGCAACAAGCCGCCCAUCUGCCAUCAACAAGUUAAGACCGGGAGAACUAAGGGCUGCGGAAAGGACAGCCUGAAGCUUUGAUGGACCAGCUGAGCAGUCCGAGGAGGACGAGAUUAAUACCUUACAUUCAAAACUGACUGAGGGAUCAGAGUGGUCGCCGAAAAUGAAACCAAUGCUCUCGAGAGGAAUCUCCUAAGGAAAAAACAACUCAGGCUGGCGGCUUCAAUUUCACUCGGAAAGCCUGGGACACAGCACACAGGAAACUGGUCAAAGGCUCCUGCAUGUUAGAGCCUUUUACAGACUCACUGCGUUGAGUCUGACAACCGCGACUGAAUGCAGCCUCCAAUGUGCUCAGAAGAAUGGGCUUACAUUUCAAGUGGCCAUUAGGGGCCCCUAUGCUGGCAGCAAUAUAUGCAAUGAGUAUGGUUUUAAAAAUGUUGCCUGCCCUGGGUAUGGCGUGUCCACCCAAAUGCCGCUGUGAGAAGCUGCUCUUCUACUGCGACUCUCAGGGCUUCCACUCAGUGCCAAACACCACAGACAAGGGCUCUCUGGGCCUGUCCCUGAGGCACAAUCACAUCACAGAGCUCGAAAGGGAUCAAUUUGCCAGCUUCAGUCAACUCACCUGGCUCCACUUAGACCACAAUCAAAUAUCAACAGUGAAAGAAGAUGCUUUUCAAGGACUCUAUAAACUUAAGGAAUUAAUCUUAAGUUCCAACAAAAUAUUUUAUUUGCCAAACACAACUUUUACCCAACUGAUUAACCUGCACAAUUUGGACCUGUCUUUUAAUCAGCUGUCAUCUCUGCACCCGGAGCUCUUCUACGGCCUCCGCAAGCUGCAGACCUUGCAUUUACGGUCCAACUCCCUGCGGACUAUCCCAGUGCGCCUGUUCUGGGACUGUCGUAGUCUGGAGUUUCUGGAUUUGAGCACGAACCGUUUGCGAAGUUUGGCUCGCAAUGGAUUUGCGGGAUUAAUCAAAUUGAGAGAGCUUCACCUAGAGCACAACCAGCUGACCAAGAUUAAUUUUGCUCAUUUCCUACGGCUCAGCAGUCUGCACACUCUCUUCUUACAGUGGAACAAAAUUAGCAACCUGACCUGUGGGAUGGAGUGGACCUGGGGCACUUUAGAAAAGCUAGACCUGACCGGAAAUGAAAUAAAAGCCAUCGACUCGACAGUGUUUGAAACGAUGCCUAAUCUUAAAAUACUGCUCAUGGAUAACAACAAGUUAAACAGCCUCGAUGCCAAGCUCUUCAACUCCCUGACAUCCCUGACCACCGUCGGCCUCUCUGGCAAUCUGUGGGAAUGCAGCCCUCGAAUAUGUGCUUUGGCCUCCUGGCUGGGCAGUUUCCAAGGUCGGUGGGAGCACUCCAUCCUCUGUCACAGCCCUGACCACACCCAAGGAGAGGAUAUACUAGACGCAGUGCAUGGCUUUCAGCUCUGCUGGAAUUUAUCAACCACCGUCACUGCCAUGGCUACCACUUAUAAAGAUCCAACCACUGAAUAUACAAAACGAAUAAGCUCAUCCAGUUACCAUGUGGGAGACAAAGAGAUCCCAACUACUGCAGGCAUAGCAGUUACUACUGAAGAACACUUUCCCGAACCAGACAAUGCUAUCUUCACUCAGCGGGUAAUUACAGGAACAAUGGCUUUAUUGUUUUCUUUCUUUUUUAUUAUUUUUAUAGUGUUCAUCUCCAGGAAGUGCUGCCCUCCCACUUUAAGAAGAAUUAGGCAGUGUUCAAUGAUUCAGAACCACAGGCAGCUCCGAUCCCAAACACGACUUCACAUGUCAAACAUGUCAGACCAAGGACCAUACAGUGAAUAUGAACCCACCCAUGAAGGACCCUUCAUCAUCAUUAAUGGUUACGGACAGUGCAAGUGUCAACAGCUGCCAUACAAAGAAUGUGAAGUAUAAUAUCUACCCGUCCUCCCAAAUUACAUCAGAUAAGUAACCUAUUUUACAUAGUAGGGGCUAAAUACAUAUCUAAUUUUUACCAAUGGUGACAUUAAGCCUAAUUUUCUCAAACCAAGUGGAGACUUAAGUUUUUGACGUGUUGAAGUAUUUUUAAUUUUUCUUAAAUGAAACCACAUUCUAAGUGUUAAAUGAAGCAAUGCUCACAUUAAUUUGCACUCUUGUCGCAAAGUCUAAAAACGCUUACUUCAAAAUAAGGCAUUUCAUGUAUGUAAUUAUAUACUGUUGUGUGUAAACAUUUACACUAAGGUCUCCACAUGCUAUUCUUUUCUACUGAAAACCAUUUGGAAAGAAGCUACUGAGCUGAAAGAGAUAUGGACCAAUACUUGUUUGAGCAUUACUCUCCACCCCAAGAACUACAACUGGCUUGCUGCUUAAAAAGACUUAGCAAAGUUCCCUUGUAUGAUUUAUUCAAACCUACAAUUUACUGCCAGUGUGGGGAGUAGAAUUUCCUGUAUGCUGAAGACUGGUCAAUAUUAAAUACUCUCCUUUCAGAAUUUUUGCCUGGGUUAGUAGAUAUUAAUCAAAGCCCACACCAUGAAGCCAGAACCCUUUUAUGUAAUUCUAAUAAGCUGAGUGACUCUUUAAUACAUGUAAACAUUGAAUCCAAGUGAUUGUGCAAAGGUCUCAUUACAAAGAAAUCAAUGCUAAAUAAUUACACUGACUUCCUAUCAUACAUCUCUAGUUUACUUAUAAUGGACAUGUUGCUUUUUGUGGCAUUUAGACAAUUUAAACUAGCAUUAAAUUACCAAUUUACUAAUUACUUUACUAAAUCUUAUAUUUACAUUUAUAUGUGAAGAAAAGAUUUAGAAAUCAUUUUGGAGAGAAAAGAUAGAAACUGAGUCAAUUUAACGAUCCUGUGACCAGCUGCUCCCUCUAGUUUGAAAGCACACACACAAACGCAAUCUCCCUGUCUCUCUCUCCCUCUCCCCCCGACUCUGUCCGGCUCUCUCUCUCUCUCUCCCUUCUCUCCUUACCUCCCUCAACUAUUAUGAUCAAAGAUGCCUUGACACAGGGGUUUAUACCUCUUUCUCCUGCCUCUUCCUAACCCGCAAGUCUCAAGGAGCCAAAUUAAAAAUAACUGGCUAGCAACAGGCAUAACACUGAUUCUCGUUAGAAUGUAUUUUAAAACCACUCUCUACACAUCGUAUGCUCAAUUACGGCCUUUUUCGGCUGUUCACACUGUAAGAGCAGGUCCUUCUAGGCGGAGGGACGGCAGGACCCUCCACAUGCCUGCGCAGCCACACGGUGGCCACGCGAGGACGGCGCGGGCAGCUCGGGGAUGAAAGGGAAAGGCAGCGUUCUGAACCCUGCCUCUCGCUGAAACGGGUUACAUCAAAGUUAAAAGGCAGCCACGAGGAGGCAAACGGGUAACUGUACUUGAUCUGCAUCAAACAAGGAAGGGCCCUGGGACCUGCAGCGGAGGGGGGAGAGUGGGGAGGGUCUCCAGCAUUGACACGAGACAUUCAGUCAUUACAAAUGACGGUGAUGCCACGCUUUUUAGGGAGAAAAGUGCCACAAGUACUUGGUUUCUUCAAUUAUGUUUUCUCCGGAGAAACUAUUACAUAUCAAGGAUUUAGAUGCAAGUUACCAAUUCAUCCAGAAUUCAUCAUUUUCCCACAGUUCCAUGUAUGUAAGAGCCAAAACCGUGAAAUUAUACUACUGACUUGAUUUUUAGAAGAAUGAGCAUUUUUACAACUGACAUUUGCUGAUGAGGAAAAAGGCAUAGAUUCUUAGAGAAAACCUCUACCAUAAAAAAAAAAGUUAUCUUUUACAUACCAUAACAUGCUUCAUUCAAGGCUUCCUAGGACUGAACUGGAAACAUGUUAAGAUUACAGUAUAACCCGUGAGAUUUAAUACUAAGAUAGAGAUGUCCACUUAGAUUUCGAAGGAAAUGUGUCUCAGCGAAAAGCAGACGAGAUCAAAAACCAUGAUAAAAAUGUGCUCUUUACAUUUUUCUAAGGUGGGUAGGUUAGUCUGGCAAAGUCUCAGCCCAUCUCAGCUGAUCCCGAGCAGUGAACAUCUCAUCUCUGUUCAAGCAGACCCCGGGCCUGCCUGGGCAGGACAGAAGCUGAUUUUACAGCACAGAGCACAGCUCACAGCUUUCUUACGGAACAGCUGGAUCAGAAGCCCCCAUUCCAAAUGAGAGCUCCACAAGCUCAAACUCACCAACCCAUUUAUCAGGGUAACCAUGGCCAUUUGUCAGAGAACAGCUUUGUCACAAUCCAACUGUGUCUUAGACACACAAGAUUCCACUAGCCCUGAAGGAUAGCAGAGAAGCAGUUUCCAUCAUUUCAACCACAACCCCAAAUUAAUUGAAACUGUGAGCAGAAAGGUGAGAAAUAUUGGCCAGGAAUUUGCACAUUAAUCCUAAAGAUUACAGUUAGUAAAAGGGACCAUCAACUGGCAACAUUCUUAAUAUCUGUAAAAAAAAUUCAUGGGAAAAGCAAGCCACUUAGUACUUCAGGGGAACAGCACAGCCAAGGCCACCAAGGCAUACUUUCCAGUUGAAAAAUAACAGAUUGUUUUGGCCCUUCAUUUUUUGGGUAGUGCUCUCUGAGAAAAGCACGUAACAGUGCCAAAUGGCAUUUUCCUUUUUCUUUUAAAGAGCAAACUUCCCCUUUCAAUUGCCUAGAGAAGGCAGGAUUCCUUUAAUUUUGAUCUGUUUGUGUUCUGGUGUCAGUACAGGUUUGAAGACGGAGCUGUUAGUCAUGUGUGCUCCCUUUAUCAACUGGCUCCGGGGAAGAGCAUCACAACUACACUGCAGAUGCUGGUAAUAUAAUGUCAGGCCUUUUGGGAUUUGGUGUCAUUUUAUCCUCUUCAACAACCCCCCCCCUUUUUACAUUUUCAAGGUUUGAGGAAAAUGACUAUUUAAGAGCCAGAAAAAUAAUUAAAUCUCUCUGGAAAAAGGAAGCUAAAGAAGGCUAUGCUACGGUACCCACUUAGUAACCAAGAGCUAGUCUGGAAUCAUUUAUAUUCAUUUCCGUGGCUUGCCAGGGAUUUCAAUCACCUAUCUGAAAUGAGAGUGGGCCGAAACAUUUGCAAAUCCACACACAACUCAGAGAAUACCCACUGCCAACAUCGAACAGCCAAGUUACUAAUUUUUUAAGCCAAAAAUCUGCACUAACACAUGUAAUUUCUUAAUGUGACUAAGUUAAUUUCUGUACCAAUGCAAUGAAUGGAAUUGACUGAACUUCCCAACUGCACUAAUUAUUAAAAUCCAUCUGCUUAAUCUAAUGCUAGUCACCAAGAGUUAAGACUCCACCUUUCCAGUAACAAUGAGCCCUAUGUAGCACUAGGUCUUAAUGCUAAAACUCAAAGCAGGCAUAUCAUUUUCUCAAGGCAUACUUCCUACACAGCUAUGGGGGGCGGGGGGAGGAUGCUUUAAAUGCCCUGUUCUCUCUAAAGUGUGCAUAUCAGUACGAAAUUUUGAAGUAUUAUUUUUAGAACAUGACUUACAUGAUCAUUUUUCUAAUAAAGCAAUACAGUGAC